Messenger RNA from Musca vetustissima, 597 nucleotides. RefSeq lists its product as uncharacterized. The record is from RefSeq and is a predicted model, not a curated record. Bases 1 to 597 code for a protein of 198 amino acids. NCBI's taxonomy places the organism in Eukaryota, Metazoa, Arthropoda, Insecta, Diptera, Muscidae. The transcript is spliced from 2 exons.
AUGUAUAAAUUCAUAACAUUCGUGGUAAUUUCCCAAGCUAGUUGUUUAACAGUUAUAUCGAUGGUUAAUCAAAAUUUAGCUGAAAUAAUUCGAAAUUCAAAUGCCAGUAUUGUAAAAUAUCCUGAACGAAGUGCUGAAUGUUUUAACGAUUAUACAACACAAUUGACAAAUCUAACAAAUGAAUUUGAAGCGAACUAUACCCGAUGUGUUGAAAUUUCGAAUAAUGCCACGCAAUGUUUACAUCGACAAAUUGUACCAGAUUUGGACAGAGUGGAUCGAAUGAGAGAUGAAAUAUGUUCGGGAUUGUAUGGCUGUCGUCGAAAUGAAUCUCUGCCAUAUGGUUAUUUUGAGUGUAUGAAUAAUGCGUCUGAAGCAGCAAUACCCAUUUCGUAUUCUAUACAAUCUCUAUCACGAGAUCGAAUGCAAUAUUUAUCUUUAAAGUAUGAAGUAAUUAGAUAUAAUGAAUAUAUUUGUACGGAACAAUGUUCCCGGACAUAUAUGCAAGGUGCCGCUGAUCUACGUGAUGAAUUGGAGAGGUGUUUGAAUGGUGAAAAUGUGCGAAAAAAUAAUGGUUUAGUUAUAGGAGAGAUAUUAUAA